Molecule: messenger RNA, 891 nt
Organism: Nannospalax galili (Upper Galilee mountains blind mole rat)
Lineage: Eukaryota; Metazoa; Chordata; Mammalia; Rodentia; Spalacidae
Product: formin-like protein 5
Exons: 5
Coding region: 1-891 (296 amino acids)
Source: RefSeq, a predicted model, not a curated record
AUGCAGAAGCCCCAAUGCCAAAACACAUUUGAGACAACUAUCAAGUAUUUUAGGGGUUCAUCUGCUCUUAGCCCCCGAAGCCUCAUAAACAACACAGCCAGUGGAGUGUCCCACGGAAAGGUCUCCACCUCUGUAGUGGGAAAGGUGGGGGAGGACCUUAGCACAACCGCUGUGGAAGUUUGGAAGGGUGCGCACGGAGUCUUAGCAUCAGGGACCGGCAAAGAAGCGAGACCCCAUCGCCGAACCCCACAAUCUUGGCGGGAGAAAAGGCGGCCCCAGGAGCAUCUGCUGGGAGAGAACCAAGCCCCCCCCGCCCUGGACAAGCUAAAGGGCAGGACCCAGGACCCCCACAUCUCGAGAAAGCCCAGACUGUCUGCUGUGGAAGCUGGGGUGCUGGAAGCGCGACCCCCGGAGCUCCCCAAUCAGGCUCCGCCUGGCAGAGCGCUCGAGUCCCCAGGGCCCGGCGCGAGCUCCGGGCGGCCGCCGGCCGCGAUCCCCAGGUUUGCCAGCCGACCACCCGCUCCUCCGCGCCCCCCGCCCGGCCAUAUUGUGCGGGUGGGGAGGGGGCGCACCGGAGCCCCGCGGGGCGGGAGGGGUGCGCGCCUCGGCGAACCUCGCUGGCCGCGGCGGAGCCCGGCGCCCUCCGUCGGCAGCAGACCCCAGCCCGCGUGGAAGCUGCGCGAAUUCCCAGCGUGUUCCCGCCCUCUGUCCCGGGUGCCCAGCCUCCGGCUCGGGGAUCCCCGGAGCCGCGUCCCUCUGGGCUGGGCGGCGGGGACCGCCGUGCAGGACGAUGCGCCUCCAGGUAGAACCCUCUUGGUAAACAAUGUGGCACUGUGCAUCAAACGCCUUAAAAUAGUCAUCCGGUUUAUCCGGCGUUUUCCCCUGUCUUGA